AUGCUGCUGAAUUUUUUCCCCAUGCCAUCGUAUCGGAAUCUCACUCUUCAGUGUUUGACAGAGGUUGCAGCACUUAAUUUUGGAGAUUUCUACAAUGCCCAGUACGUUAAGAUGUACACCAUAUUCAUGAAACUGUUACAGACCAUGAUUCCUCUUAAUACAAACAUUCCCGAGGCUUAUGCAAUUGGUUCCAGCGAAGAGCAGGUAAAGUUGUUUUUGGCGCUUCAAAAUUUAAUGAAGACCAUUUUUUAUGUGUUCGCUCAAUAAUUGUUUAUUUAUGGCAAUGUCUUUUUUUUUUUAACUUACCUAUUCUGCAAGCUUUUAUUGAGAAUUUGGCUUUGUUUUUCACUUCAUUUUAUAAGGCAAGUUUUUUUCUUUUUUCCCUUUAUACUUUCUUGAUCUUAGUAUUUACCACGUUUUGUUAUAUUUAUAUCUCAAUGGCCAUCCUCUUAUGGCUGUAAGUUAUGGUUCAUUUAGUUGUAGAACAGGCUUAAUGUGUCAAUAAGGCACUGCUUAAGGGAUUUAAUAAGAUAAUAUGGAAUCACAUUGUUUCCUUGUCAAAUAUCAAAGAUUUGA
Molecule: messenger RNA, 576 nt
Organism: Humulus lupulus (European hop)
Lineage: Eukaryota; Viridiplantae; Streptophyta; Magnoliopsida; Rosales; Cannabaceae
Product: protein EXPORTIN 1B-like
Exons: 3
Coding region: 1-267 (88 amino acids)
Source: RefSeq, a predicted model, not a curated record